ACUGUGUACGCUGCAGGACGGUGUUGUGUUGGCAGUGCGUCAGGAGUACGUUCCCAUCGGCGACCAGGUGCUGACUCUGGGAGACGGAGACGAAGUCGCUGUAGUGCCGCCACUCAGCGGGGGCUAGAGACUCGAGACUAUGUCGAAGGGACUGAGAGAUGUCUUCAAGCUGAGCCAUGAUUGGCUCUCUGUGCAGGAAGUGGUCGAUGCUGUCAGCAGCCCUUCCUGUGGAGCCAUUUCAGUGUUUAUAGGUACAACUCGCGAGGAUGAGGCAGACAGCAGGAAGGUGGUUGGACUGGAGUAUGAGGCAUAUGAGCCCAUGGCCCAAUCAGAGUUCAACAAGCUGUGUGCUGACAUCAGAGCACGCUGGCAAAGCGUGACACACAUCUGCGUCCACCACAGGCUCGGGUGGGUAAAGGUGGGCGACGCCAGUGUUGUCAUGGCGAUCUCAUCCCCUCACCGCCAUGACGGCCAGCAGGCGAUCCAGCACUGCAUCAGCCAGUUGAAGGCUAAUGUCCCCAUUUGGAAAAAGGAAGUUUAUGACACGCAGGAGGCGAACUGGAAGGAGAACGCCGAGUGUUCAUGGUCCACUCAGAAGAAACCUCCAGAAAACACAUUGUCUGAGGGAAAACCUGAAUAAAAAAAAUGUGAUAAAACACAGAUACUUGUGGUGGGUGGAGCCAUAAUUAUGUGUUUAGAUUAUUUGGAGUUUAACUCUUAAUUCUCUUCAUUUAAAACACAAUAUUUUAAAAAAAACUAAUUAUCAUGUAACACUUAAAACAUGUUUUAAAUUUAUAUUUUUGUGUUGACUGAGUCUGAUGGUCACGUUAAUUUUUUGGUGCUAAGAUACUAAAUGCUAGAUACUAAAUGUACGAAUGCUGUAAAAUCUUCCAAAAUGAACUAAAACCAUCAUCAGAAUGUGAAGAAAAAACUGCUGUAAAACUUUGUGUCCAAAA
Messenger RNA from Oreochromis aureus, 956 nucleotides. RefSeq names its product molybdopterin synthase catalytic subunit. Lineage: Eukaryota; Metazoa; Chordata; Actinopteri; Cichliformes; Cichlidae. Gene Ontology annotation, molecular function: molybdopterin synthase activity. The record is from RefSeq and is a predicted model, not a curated record. Gene Ontology annotation, biological process: Mo-molybdopterin cofactor biosynthetic process. The transcript is spliced from 5 exons. Gene Ontology annotation, cellular component: cytosol. The coding region runs from base 140 to 640 and encodes 166 amino acids.